UCCUUGACAUUUUACCACAUUAAACAUAACCUGUUGUGUGAUUUUUGCCAAUGCCAAUUUUUCACCUUCCUAAAACCAUGGAGAUUCUUGCUUCUGUAACAUUCUUCUUGAUCUUAUCAUCUUUCUGUUGUUUCAUCAUCAUUCCAAGUCUCUGCUCUGAAUCACUAAACAUUAGAUGCAUAGAAAGUGAGAAAAAUUCCCUUCUUGACUUCAAAUCUAGUCUCAAAGAUCCUCACAACCUUCUUUCUUCAUGGGAAGGCAGUGAUUGCUGCAACUGGAAGGGAGUUACUUGCAACAAUGAAACAAACCAUGUUGUUAGCUUAAAUAUUGGAUACUGGCAUCUUUUCAAUGGUCUUAGUACCGCAUGGCGUAUCGGCGGUGAGCUUAGUCCUUCUUUGAUUGCCUUGAAUGAACUGAAUCACUUGGACCUCAGCUCUAAUGAUUUUGGAGGCAUUGCUGUACCUGAAUUCAUUGGUUCAAUGAAGAAACUCAGUUAUCUUAAUCUCUCUAAUGCUGGUUUCAGCGGAAGGAUUCCUCAUCAGCUCGGGAAUCUAUCGACUUUGCGGUAUCUUGAUCUCAACUCCUUUUACUAUUUCCAUGAUCUUUAUGUCGACAGUCUUUCUUGGCUUUCUCGUCUUUCUUCAUUGCAAUAUCUUGAUAUGAAUUCAGUGAACUUUGGGAAUAUUGGUGACUGGUUUGUUUCAAUAAGCUUGAUUCCUUCUCUAUCUGUUUUGAAGCUGUCUCAUUGCAAGCUUAAAGAGUUCCCUCUAUCAUUAUCGUUUCUUAAUUUGACAUCUCUGACUUAUCUUGAUCUUUCCAACAAUGAAAUCUAUUCUCGACUUCCAAAUUGGCUUUUCAAUUUGACUAGCCUUCAGUAUCUCAAUCUCCAAUUCAAUCAAUUCCAAGGUUCUAUGCCUGAUGAGUUUGCAAGUUUGAUUUCUCUUGAGGUAGUUCAGCUAGGAAAUAAUGAACUUGUGGGGCCUAUUACUCAAACAAUCAGUUUUCUCUGCAAACUUAGAACUCUUGACUUGUCAUCAAAUAAUAUCACCGGAGACACAGCCUCACUGGCUGAAAUUUCAGCCGGUUGCGCGGGAAAAAGCUUGGAGGUCUUGAAUUUGAGAAACAAUAAUCUGACAGGUAACUUGUCAGAUUGGUUAGUAAAGUUUGAGAGAUUAGAUACUCUUGAUCUUGGCCAUAAUUCAUUGAAUGGUGUGAUUCCGGGGUCCAUUGGGAAGCUCUCAGCAUUGAAAUAUCUUACGCUUACUCACAAUGGAUUUAAUGGAACUCUGUCAGAGAGUAUUGGCCAACUUUCCGAACUUAUUUUGCUUGAUCUCUCUUUCAAUUCAUUGGAUGGAGUUAUUUCUGAUGUUCACUUUGCUAACCUUUCAAAGCUGGAACAGUUGAGCUUAGCUUCAACAUCUCUUGCCUUUGGAAUGAGUUCAUCUUGGAUUCCUCCCUUCCAGCUGAAGUUAAUUGGUUUGCACCUUUGCAAACUCGGCCCCAAGUUUCCUUCGUGGCUUCGAACACAGAAGGAUUAUAGUGUAAUGGAUUUGUCAAAUACCAAGAUUGAAGAUGCAGCUCCUAAUUGGGUAUGGAACUUAUCAGAAAAAUUUUUGAUGCUUGAUCUCUCUCACAAUCUGAUCUCAGGAAAGCUCCCUGCAACUUUGGGGUUUGCCAGUAUUUCAAUCCUGGAUUUGAGUAAUAACAAAUUCGAGGGUACGUUGCCGACUUUGGCUUCGAGCAUGGAAUAUUUGGAUCUCUCAAACAACAUGUUUACUGGCAACAUUCUUCGAUUCGUCAGCUAUCGGCUGCCUAUAUUGUCUCAUUUGUUCCUCUCCAACAAUCUCCUCAGCGGUCCAAUCCCGUCAUCCAUAUGCCAAGACCUUGAAUUAUAUGUCAUAGAUCUCUCAAACAAUCAGCUGUCAGGGGAACUUCCCACAUGCUUGGCUGAUUUGUGGGCUCUAACGGCAUUAGAUCUUGCAAACAACAAUUUAUCCGGAGAAAUUCCAUCCACACUUGGCAAUAUGAAGGAACUGAGAACUCUGCAUUUGGGAGGUAAUCAUUUCAAGGGAGAGUUACCUACAGCAUUACAAAAUUGCACUACUUUGGUGACUCUUGAUCUUGGCAGAAAUGAAAUCUCCGGGUCGAUACCAGCUUGGAUUGGCGAAUUGCUUCCGUUUCUGAGGAUACUUCGACUUCGAUCGAAUUUCUUUAAUGGCACUAUUCCUUCACAACUAUCUCGUCUCAGUUCUCUUCAGAUAUUGGACCUUGCCAAUAAUAGUCUGUCAGGAACAAUACCACCAAGUUUCGGUAAUAUCACAGCGAUGGCUCAAACACACAAGCCCAAUGAACGCAUGUUAGAGGACAUGCGGAAUGCUGUGCAAGCUAGUGUGGAUAACUAUGGUCCCUUCGGAUACAUGGAGACCUUGCUAGUGGUCAUUAAAGGAAGGGAGCAAGAGUACAGUCAAAAUCUCCAAUAUGUGGCAAGCAUAGACCUCUCAAACAAUCAGUUAACUGGGCAUUUCCCUCGAGAAUUGUGUGAUCUCAUUGGAUUGCAAAAUUUAAAUUUGUCUAGCAACCAGUUGACAGGAAGAAUUCCAGAUGAGAUCGGCAAGUUGAAGCUGUUGGAGUCUCUUGAUGUAUCAGUGAAUGGCUUUACAGGUUCAAUACCAACAGGUAUGUCUGUUUUGACUUUGUUGAGUCACUUGAAUCUGUCGUAUAACAAUUUCUCAGGGAGAAUACCUUCGGGAUACCAGCUUCAGACCUUCGAUUAUACUUCUUACUUGGGAAAUCCCGGUCUCUGUGGACCUCCUCUGAAUAAAUGCGGGAGCAACGAAACAAUUUUCAACAAAAUUCUAGCUUGUGCUGAUGGAAGUGAUGAAUGUGAAUCUGAAAAGCUCGGGUUGUACCUCGGCAUUGCCUUUGGGUUUGUCACUGGAUUUUGGGCGAUCUGGGGCGUUCUGUUGUUCACUAAGACUCCAAGCGAAGCUUAUUUUGAGUUCCUUGACAAGCUGAUAGAUAAGGUUCCUUUUGCAAGAAAUAUGAGCAGAUACGAUGAGGAGGAUGAUGAGGAAACAAGCUCACAAACCUACUGAAAAUUUAGAAGUUAUCAGCAUUGCAACUUUACUUACAACUUCUGCAUCUUGUACAUAAAUCAAAUUGCAACUAUUUCCUAUUAAAAUGGGUUUCCCAUCUCUCAAGUUCGAAGUCUUUGCUGCUGUAAAAGGAUUUGUUGCUUUCGCUAUGCCACUUGGUCCCGAGAUUGAAUGAAUCUUGCCCACUUCUUGUACCUUAAAACCUCAUGUUGUAUAUGAUGUUGACUCUUUAUUUUGGCUUAAAUUUGCUAGCUAAAUUAGAAGUUUCAGAUAUUUUUACUUUCCUAAAUGUGAUAAAUAAUCAUCAAGACAUCCUUGUUAUCCGAC
Dioscorea cayenensis subsp. rotundata (Guinea yam) is the source of this 3422-nucleotide messenger RNA. Its product is annotated as receptor-like protein EIX2. Gene Ontology annotation, molecular function: protein binding. The record is from RefSeq and is a predicted model, not a curated record. The transcript has a single exon. Bases 51 to 3095 code for a protein of 1014 amino acids. Lineage: Eukaryota; Viridiplantae; Streptophyta; Magnoliopsida; Dioscoreales; Dioscoreaceae.